Messenger RNA from Phytophthora sojae, 756 nucleotides. RefSeq lists its product as hypothetical. Gene Ontology annotation, molecular function: nucleic acid binding. The transcript is spliced from 3 exons. The record is from RefSeq and is a predicted model, not a curated record. The coding region runs from base 1 to 756 and encodes 251 amino acids. Lineage: Eukaryota; Oomycota; Peronosporomycetes; Peronosporales; Peronosporaceae.
AUGCUGCACACGAUUGCUCAAGUGUUCUACUGGCGGGGCAUGGAAGCCGACGUGCACAAACUCGUGGACAACUGCAUCGUGUGCUUGAAGGCCAAGCACCCUACGACUCGAUUCGGCAAGUUGCCGCCAAAGUCGGUCGAAGUCCGGCCGUGGUUCGAGAUUGCCGUCGACUCGAUCGGCCCUAUGGAAGCGGCGUACCUGAUGGAUCGGUACUGGUUCGCACGCUACCCUCGCCCCGCACGCUGCAUUCACGACGGCGGCACCAACGCGGUCAUCGAACGCGUGCACCGCGUGAUCGGUGAGAAGAUGCGGACGAAGGACAUCCAGACGCAAGAAGACUGGGCCAACUUCCUGAACAACACGAUGUUAGCCUUGAGGGCCUCCAACCACUCCAUGUUGAAGGCGUCAUCAGUCCAGCUCGCAUUCGGCCGCGACAUGCUUGUGGACGUCGCUCACGCUACUGACUGGACUGCUGAGCAUCGACGCAAGGUGGAGCAGGUGCGCGCACACAACGAGCGCGAGAACCAAGGGCGUGCCAAGUGGACGUACCGCCCUGGAGACCACGUGCUUCUGCACCGUGACGCCGGCGUCCAAGGCAAGAUGCAACCGCUGUUCGACGGCCCGUUCGAAGUCAUCGCGGUGCAAGAACACGGGACGCUCACCCUCGACAAAGGCCGCUACCUGGAGAAGGUGCACAUCCGUCGUGUGCGGCCUUGCAAGGGCAAGCGUGGAGGAGACUGUGAGCAGCCGCAGUGA